AUGGCGAGCCGCUGCCUGCGCCUGGCCGCGCUGCUCACCCUGGCCGCCUGCCCCAGCCGGGAGUACGAGGGAUCUGGAAUUUCACCCCUUGAAGAUGAUGAAGAUGCAUAUGCACGCAGUAGAUAUAAAGAAACACCAUGGUGCUCUCCCAUUAAGGUGAAACAUGGUUAUGCAAACUGCAGGACACCUCAAGGGGAAUAUUACAAGAAUGUACUGGGGACAAGAUGUGAUAUUCGUUGUCAGAAAGGCUAUGAACUGCAUGGCCCUCAGCAGCUCAUCUGUCAGUCAAGCAAACGCUGGUCUGGGAAAGUGCUGUGCAAACAGAAGCGCUGCCCCACGCUCUCCAUGCCAACCAAUGGGGGAUUCAAGUGCUUGGAUGGUGCCUACUUUGGCUCCAGGUGCGAGUACUACUGCUCACCAGGGUACCAGCUGAAAGGUGACCGCAUAGUGACAUGCAUGGACAGCAAAGCUUGGAGCGGCCGGCCAGCUUCCUGCGUGGAUACAGAGCCUCCGAGAAUCCAGUGUCCAAGUGUGAAGGAGAAAACUGCGGAGCCCAACAAGUUGACGGCCAGAGUAUUCUGGGAUACCCCGGAGGGAAGGGACACCGCUGAUGGCAUUUUGACAGAUGUUAUUUUGAAAGGCCUGCCACCAGGGUCACAUUUUCCAGAAGGCGACCACAAAAUCCAGUAUACUGUGUAUGACAGAGCUGAAAAUAAGGGCACUUGCAAAUUCCUUGUUAAAGUCAGAGUCAGGCGCUGUGUGAAGUUAAAUGCUCCAGAUAAUGGCUACAUCAAGUGUUCAGGUGAUGGAAAUAACUAUGGUGCUAUGUGUGAAUUUUCCUGCAUUGGAGGCUAUGAGCUACAAGGCAGCCCAGCUAGAGUGUGCCAGUACAAUUUGGGGUGGUCAGGUGUGGAGCCAACCUGUGCACCCAUGAAUAUUAAUGUGAAUGUGAGGACUGCAGCUGCACUUCUGGAUCAAUUUUAUGAGAAGCGGAGACUGCUAAUUAUUUCAACUCCUACUGCAGCCAACUUCUUCUACAGGAUGCAGUUGGGAAUGCUGCAGCCAGCACAGUGUGGCUUAGACCUCCGCCAUGUUACUGUGGUUGAGUUGGUUGGUAUCUUCCCAGCACAGAUAGGAAGAAUAGGUGUAAAGCUGCUGCCCCCUUCACUUGCACUGCAACUCAGGCUGUUGCUGAGGAUCCCUCAUUAUAAUUUCAACAUUGUGGUGAUGGACAAGCAUGGAAUGGACAAGGAACGCUACCCAUUCCCAGCAACACCAGCUGAGCUCUUUGCACUUAUUGACAAUUUUCCCUUGAGAAAAGAAGAGAUGAAACUGCAAGCAGAAAUCGGCCAGUCAUGUCCUUAAUUCAGAAUUACAGGGCUAGCAUUUUGUCAGUGAAUUUUUUACCCAGAUAAUUCUUCCCUCGGUGCUACAGAAAGCAUGGCUUUUUAAUCACUGAUGUACAGAGUUGUUGUGUGUAUCAUUAUGUCUGUGUCGCUGCUCUGCAUGGGCGUAUGCAUGAUGCUUUUUUGUACUUUCAAAGAGUAUCUUUAGAGAAAUGUGUACGUAGGAUUACUACCCAAUAGAACUUCUUGUACAGACAUCAAAGAAUUGAGGUACGUCUCCUGGGGUUUAUUUUGGAUUUUUCAUUCAGUGUAAAAUUCUUUCUUCCGUUUUAUAAGUCUUUUAUUAAUAAAAUAUUGUUUUGCAAAGAA
This is a messenger RNA of Lagopus leucura (white-tailed ptarmigan), 1715 nucleotides long. RefSeq names its product sushi repeat containing protein X-linked (gene SRPX). Lineage: Eukaryota; Metazoa; Chordata; Aves; Galliformes; Phasianidae. The coding region runs from base 1 to 1365 and encodes 454 amino acids. The transcript has 10 exons. The record is from RefSeq and is a predicted model, not a curated record.